AUGUACCAGCACGGAGAUCACGCCCGUACCACCUACUCGAACCAUGGCUUCACUGGCGACGGAAGUGGAGGUGUGGUGACGACAGUGCCGAGGCCCAUUUCUGAGGCGUCGCUGAGGUCAGUUCAUGUGCUGCCACGGGACUGGAUAGAUGGCCUAUAUGCCUGCAACCACGAUCGGCGAAGCUGUAAGUUGGCACGUUUCCAUGGCGAUGUGGAUGACAAGAGACUGGGAGCGGAAGAGGGUCAGACAAAGUGGGAUUGUCUGCGAGCAAAGGGAGGUGGACCCCAGCCAGUAUGA
Messenger RNA from Protopolystoma xenopodis, 297 nucleotides. The record is from the annotation of a GenBank genome assembly. NCBI's taxonomy places the organism in Eukaryota, Metazoa, Platyhelminthes, Monogenea, Polystomatidea, Polystomatidae.